CUGCCUCGACGCGUGGGGCCGGGCGCCGAUCCAUGCCGCCGCCGUAACGGCCGACUCACGCUGCCUGCCAAUGCUCAUCAAUGCCGGUGCCAACGCUAACGUGACAAGCGGUGCUAGGUGUGACAAUAAGACUGCCCUCCAUCUCAGUGCCGAGCAUGGUCAUGUGAGCAACAUCAAGGUGCUGCUGGACGCGGGCGCCUCCUUCAUUGCGAAGGAUCGCAACGGACUGACGGCGCUCGAUUUGGCAGAACGCAGCGGGCACGAGGCUUGCGUCGAACUGCUCAAGGAGGCGGCCGACACCCGCGAACAGAUUCGUACCCAGAAGCACAGGGCGCUACGUGAAGCGGUCACGGCGACAGAUGAGGGUGCUGUGCAGCUGCUUCUGGAGGGCAUCGGUGCCGAGCGGGAGAUCAUCGUCAACAUGGCACCGGGCGGGGCAAACACGCUUCUCUUUAUCGCGGCACAGGCCGGUUCGGAGCGAAUCGUGCAGAUGCUGCUUUCGGCCGGAGCGGACGGGCGGGCCCACGCCGUCACGAGAUACUCACCGCUGUACACGGCGGUCCACAAUGGACACGCCAAGGUGGCCGCAAUGCUGCUCGAGCGCUUUCCGCAGCUGGUGCAGCAGGUGACGGUCGAGCGCUGGUUGCCGUUCCACGCCGCGUGCAUCAACGGCCACAGUACGGUGGUGGAGAUGCUGAUACGGCACCCGUACGCCGAGGAGCUGCUCAGCACGUACCGUAGCCCGAACGGGGAGCUCGAGUGGCGGCUCGCGUUCGACCCGAACGCGCAGGAUGUGGCCGGCCAGACGGCACUGUACGUCGGCUGCCUGCUCGGCAACCCGCAGCUCGUGCAAACGCUGCUCUCGUGGCGCGUGAAGUGUGUCCGCCAAUCAUCGGAAAACGCCAGCAGCAAUACCACCACCAAUCCGCUCAGUCCCACCAGUCGGAAGAUUUCUUUCGGCAUCCAGUCGAUUAUGUCUCGGCUAAGUCUCAGCGGUCGCUCCGACCCGUCGAUGGACGCCGAGGGUGAUGACUGCGAGAUGCGCUGCCCCCUCGAUCUGGACAUACUGUGUGGGGCGGCUCGGGAAACUGCACUGCUGGCGGCGGUGCGCGGUGGCUUUCUAGACGUCGUUACGAUACUGCUAGAAAACGGGGCCGACCCGAACGUGAUAGCGCGCGCCGUGGAGGACCAAAACGAUCCCAAAUCGUCGGACGAAAUCUACGGCUUUUCGAACGUCCCGCUCGCCGAAGCGACCCGUCAAAAGUCGCUGCCGAUGGUGGAGCUGCUGCUGAAGCACGGAGCGCGGGACGAUCAGUCGGUGGCGCUCGGCAUCGCGGUGCAGAACGCCGACGAGCCGAUCAUAUGCCGGCUGCUGUCGAUCAAGGCGCACCCCGACCCGGACUACAAGAUCAACAAGAAGGCGUUCGCCGGCCAGGAACCGUCGGCGGCCGAGUACAGUGCGUCGCCGCUCGCGUUCGUCAAGCUGGGCAGCAACUGCACCUACAGCACGCUGUUCCCCAGCACGGCCACGAUGAUCAACUGGCACAGCAACAACUGCCGGCUCGGGCUGAUCCGGAUGAGCUGGCUGAGCGAGGCGGUGCUGCAAUGCAAUCGCAAGCUGCGAGCGCACCCGCAGUGCCACCGGCUGGCACUGGCCGCGCUGACGCGCAUUGACAUCUCGCACAACACGCUCACGACCCUGCCGGCGGAGCUGUUCACGCUGGGCAGCCUGCGCUAUCUGAACGCGGCCCAAAACAAGAUCGAGCGGGUUCCGCUGCCGGACGAGCUGCUGCCCGACUACCACUGUCCGGUGCUGGAGGAGCUCUACCUGCAGGACAAUCGGCUCGAGUGUGUGCCGGCCACGCUGUUCCGCCUGCCCAGCCUCACCAUCCUGGACGUGUCGAACAACAAGCUGCAGGAGCUGCCGUUCGAGAUGUGGAAGGCGCCGAAGCUGAAGGAGCUGAACGUGGCGUUUAACUUUCUAAAAGACCUACCCUCGUUGCCGCUGGCCGAAGCGGUGCCGAUCGGGGCCGACUGCGCCCGACUCGAUCUGCCUUCGCCCGGCCCGCCCGACGGUGUGCCCGGCGCGCUGUCUCGCAACCGGCACGUCACCAGCCUCGAGCUCGUUAAGCACCACAUCUGGGCACGCUCGCUCGAGGUGACCGAGCAGGAGCUGCGGCUGGUGGACGCACGGGCCGACAGUGCCCUGUCGCAGCUGAGCAGUCUCAACUUGGCGAACAAUUUGUUCACCAGCAUCCCGCUGGCGUUGCCCUGCCUGGCGGUCAACCUGACGCGGCUCAACAUGUCCUACAACAACCUGCGCUCGAUGGGCCACGUCACGAGCUACCCGGCGUCGCUGAAACAGCUCGAUCUCGGUCACAACGACAUCAGCUGCUGGCCGAGCCUGCCGCGUCUGACGGCGUCCGAUCCGCACCUCAUGUGCUACAACCCGCAGGAGUCGAAGAAGCAGCACACGGGCGCUGGGGACGGUGGCUCGAACAGCAUUACCUCGUUGCGGACGGCGGUACUGAAGAGUGUCUGCUGUCACCGGCGCCAUCUACGGCUCGAGUCGCUUCGAACGCUCGUACUGGCGAACAACCUGCUCACGCGCAUCCAACUUUCGACCGACGACGUGACGACGCUCGGCGAGUCGGAGGACGCCGAGUGGAGCCUGAUCGGACUGGCCAAGUCACGGCUCAUCUUUCCCAACCUAUCGAUGCUCGACAUCAGCAACAACUGCCUGAAGGAGAUCCCGCCCGCCAUCCACGAGCUGACCAACCUGAGCGUGCUGAACGUCAGUGGCAACGUGGACGUGACCGAGCUGCCGCCACACAUGGGGCUGCUUUCGCGGCUCUGGAACCUGAACACACGUGGCUGCCCGCUGCAGGAUCCGCUGCGCUCCAUGAUCGAGAGCAAGAAGUACAAGACGAUGGACAUAGUCGGGUACCUCAAGUCGGUGUACGAGGAUGCGCGCCCGUACGCGCGCAUGAAGUUGAUGGUGGUUGGCGUACAGGGCAUCGGCAAGACUAGCCUGCUGGAGCAGCUGCGCAGCGAGGGGUCGGCCCGGGGCAAGAAGCCCGUCGACCACUGGGCGAAGCGGAUGGGCCACCGGCACAUCAACCAGAAGACGUCGCGCGGUGCUAACAUGUCGACCGUCGGCGUAGACAUCGGCGACUGGGUGUGCGAGAAGAAGGUCCGCGGCCAGUCCAACCACGGUCCGGUGGUGUUCCGCACGUGGGACUUUGGCGGACAGCGUGAGUACUACGCCACGCACCAGUACUUCCUGUCCAAGCGCAGCCUCUACCUGGUGCUGUGGCGCAUCAUCGAUGGGCGGCGCGGGCUGGCCGAGGUGCUCCAGUGGCUCGGCAACAUCCAGGCGCGUGCCCCCAACUCGCCCGUCAUCAUCGUCGGGACGCACUACGACGCGGUCGGUGAAACGCUGCCGGCGAAGAAGGCCGAGGAGUUGCAGCAGCUCAUCCGUGACCGGUUCAUCGCCGUGUCGGACGCGGAGAAGAUUGGGCUGCCGCGCGUGCUGGACUCGAUCGAGGUGAGCUGCCGCACCGGCCACAACAUCAAGCUGCUGGCCGGGCUCAUCUACGACACGGCGUUCUCGCUGCGGCCGCCCGGCUGCAAGGAACCGCUGCUGUACCAGCGCGUCCCCGCCAGCUACCUGGCGCUCGAGGACGUGGUCGCGCAGAUCGCGGCCGCUCAGCGCCAGCAGGGCGCCGACCCGGUGCUGGACGCCGAGCGCUACCGCCAGCUGGUGACGCACGAGAUGCAGCAGCGCGGCCUCAAGGGCUUCCGCGACUGGUCCGAGCUGAACCAGGCCACCAUGUUCCUGCACGACAACGGUGUCCUGCUGCACUACGAUGACGCGACCCUGCGCGACCUCUACUUCCUCGAUCCGCAGUGGCUGUGCGAUAUGCUGGCGCACGUCGUCACGGUGCGCGAGAUCAACCCGUUCGCGCGCACCGGCGUCAUGAAGAUGGACGACCUGCAGCACGUUUUCAAGAGUUCCUGUCUCGGUAGCAACAACCAUCGCGGAUACAUCGUCAGUCUGCUGAACAAGUUUGAGGUAGCGCUUUCGUGGGACGCCCGGACCCUGCUGAUACCUUCGCUGUUGCCGACGGAGGAGGACAGCAACUCGGAUCGGAUGGUCACGGUGAAGGUAAGCGAUCUAGAUCCGAAUCGGCUCAUAGCCUUUCCCUACGUUACGUAUUCUCUUAUUUUAGUAAAUUUGAUUUAUUCGGAGGAAGUUGCGCCGGAGGUGCAGACGGUCCGACAUCCGGACCGCUCGAUCUCCCGGCUGCUGCUCAUGUCCUACUUCCCGUCCGGUUUCUGGUCGCGGCUCAUCACGCGCGUCCUCGCCGACGACCAGGUGGUGGAGGCGGUGCGUGGUCUCUAUCCGCUUCCGCGCGAGCUGCUGGAUUUUGGCGGAACGGAGGAGCUGCCAGCGUUGGCGGCGCACUGGGCCGUGUGGCAGACGGGGCUGGCGUUGCACUACGGGCCGUCGACGGUGGUGUUCAAGAUGCGCGAGAUUGCCGUCACCUGCCCGAGCUCGCCGUACCGCAAUCCGAUGAAUCGCUUCAAGCUGAAGCAGGACGGUAUCUGGUGCGACAUCGACCUGACGACCAGCUCCAUCCUGGAGAUACAUUUUCCCUGUAGCACACUGCGGGUGACGGUACCGGGGGCUGAUGGGGCUCCGGCGUGUGAACUCGAGCCGAGUGUGCAGUGCCUGACGCAGCUGUUGGCCCUCACCGUCGACCACAUCGAUCUGCUGCUGGAGGACUGGUAUCCGACGCUCGGCACACGGUUCGUACACACGUCCGAGGGCCGGUUCCUGGUGACGCGUCUCGUGCCCUGUCCACGGUGUUUGCGUGAGUGCGAAGAGCGCCACGCACCCAACCUCCCGUCACAGGUGAAACCCUGCUCGGCGGCGCACAACCAGCGUGCACCCAUCGGCGAACGGCCGGCCGGCGGAUCGCUGGUCGGGGGCGAAUCGAGCGGUGGCGGACUGAACGAACUACCUGGCAUUCUGCACGAUACGAAUCCGGCCGCCGGCCGCAAGUCGCAGGACUCGCUCGGCUGGUCCGACUGUGACUCGGGCGUGGGCCAGGAGACGGCGGACAGCUCGAGCGAAACGUCCAUCGAGGGCUAUCCGCUGGUGCUGACGGGCGAGGGCUCCCCAAGCUACUCGUGGAUGGUGGAGGAGUGCAUCCUUGCGGCUUACGAUCGGAAGCUGGUCUCCUGUCCGGUGCACGGCGAAAUCGAACUCAGUCGCAUCACGCCUGAUGUGAACUUUAUGGACCUGCCGGAGCGGUACCUGAUCCGCUCGAGUGACAUCAGCCGUGGGCCGCUGCUCGGGCGCGGUGCGUUCGGGUUCGUGUUCAAGGCGACGUGCAAGACCCGUUUCGCUCCGACCCGCCCCGGUGGCACCUCGCCCGGGCCCGCUACGACGAUCAACGUCGCCAUGAAGAUGCUGCAGCCCGUCGCUCCGGGGCCACGCGCUCGCCAGAGCGCCAUCAUCGCGUACAAGGCGGCGCUGGGCAAGUGGGAACGCGAUCCGCUUCAGCAUGCCUGCAAAGCGUACUGUACGGCCCGGCAGGAGCUGGCCGUGCUGCUGACCCUUCGCCAUCCACACAUCGUGCCGCUGGUCGGUGUCUGCACGCAACCCCUGGCGCUCGUGCUCGACCUGGCGCCGAAGGGGGCGCUCGAUGCGGUACUGCGACACUACCGGCGCAGCGGGGCCCGCAUCGGGCCGUACUGCUUCCAGGCGCUCGUGCUACAGGCAGCCAAAGCGAUGGAGUACCUGCACCAACGUCGCGUCAUCUACCGCGACCUGAAGGCGGAGAACAUUCUCGUCUGGGAGUUCCCGGAACCUCACGGCGCGGACCAUCCCGCCAACGCGGUGCACAUCAAGGUGGCAGACUAUGGCAUCAGCCGCAUCACGCUGCCGUCCGGCUCGAAAGGUUUCGGCGGCACCGAGGGCUUCAUGGCGCCGGAGAUCAUGCGGCACAACGGCGAGGAGGAGUACACCGAGAAGGUGGACUGCUUCUCGUUCGGCAUGUUCCUGUACGAGCUGAUCUCACUCCGGCAGCCGUUCGAGGGGCACGAGGCGGUGAAGGAGUGCAUCCUCGAGGGGGGCCGGCCAGUGCUGACGCACCGCGAGACGCACUUCCCGUCCUACUGCCUCGACCUGAUGGUGCUGUGCUGGGACCAGCAGCCGAAGGUGCGCCCGUCGGCCAGCCAGAUCGUGUCGAUUGCGACCGCGCCGGAGUUCACGCACCUGCUGGAUGUGAUCUCGCUGUCGCACGGUGGCAGCGUGCUCGAUGGCAUCGCCUGUAUGAUAGCGAGCGCGGACGAGGAGACGACGGUGGCGUCCGGGUACGAGCUGUGGCUGCCGUGCUCCAACUCGCGCAUCGACAUCCUCGGUGGGACGGCCAAGGGCUGGCAGCAGUACCACCGCAUCCUGUGCCCGCAGGUGAAGACGGGCCCGGCGGGAUCGAGCGGCGGAGGCGGGUCGUCGCAGCCCACCACGCCGCAUCUGCUGAAGACGAUCAAGCUGACGACGGCGUGCGCUGUCGAGUCGGCCGUCUGGAUCGGCGACGCCGAGGGUAACAUCUACGCGUUCCACGCAGCCGACUGCGCGCACCAGUUCUCGUACGCACUCGAGCCGUCGACACCGUCGCCCGUGGUGGCGCUCGUCUACCUGAAGAAGUUCCACCGCGUGGCGGCCGGGCUCGAGAACGGGCGCCUGUUCCUGCUCGACUCGACGCUCAUCCCGAGCACGUGCGUGUCGGCCGAGGGCAGCUUCGUGCUGUCGGAGCUCGGUUCCGGCGAGCGGCUGUGCUCGGUGACCGCGCUCUGGCUGUCGGAGGACGAGUGCGAGCUGUGGUGCGGGGAGCGCGACGACGCCAUCAGCGUGUUCUCGCUGCGCCACUCGCACGUGUCCGGCCAGCACCACCUCACGCACUUCCCGGCGCCCGUCCCGGUGCGCGGAUUGAGCGUGGCGCUGCUGUACGCGUCGGCCGACGACUACGUGUUCUCCUAUCUCGCGCCGAGCUACAUCCUCUACCAGUGGCGAUCGUCCAGCAAGCGCGUCGAGAACAAGCUGGACUGCACCAAGCUGGUACCGUGCUCGGAGAGCCUCAAGAGCAUGCCGAUCGACGAGCGGCUCAGCCCGGGCAAGUCGCAAAUCAGCGCCCUGGCCGUGCUGGGCAACGAGCUGUACAUCGGCACCGCCUGGGGCUGCAUUAUUGUGGUGGAGCGGGGCAGCCUGCGGCCCACCACCGUCUUCCGCCCGUUCGAGGAGGACGUACGGUGCAUCGUGCCGGUGGUACCGGCCAUCACCGGGGGCGGCGGUAUCACCGCACCCCUGGUCGUCACCAUCGGACGCGGCUACCGGUCGCUGAUCGAGCGCUACACGGACGCGACGACAAGCGGGACCGCCUCGAUGCGCCAGCUGGCAACGACGCCGACGAGCCAGGACAAGCGCCUCAAGGAGUCGCUGCUGCGCGACCGCUCCAACCACAUACACGCGCUCAUCUGGUCCGCCGAACACUGGGCUCCUAUCUAAGGCGACGGCGUGCCCGGGAGGGUGGAUCGUGGAUCUGUGAUUUGAUUUAACUAACUGUUUUAACUCACCGUUUUCGCUUUCGCAGCAAAACCCGAGCAUGCGAACGGCGCGAACAUUGUAGGAUAGGGGAGCGAGAGAGAGAGAGAGAGAGACAGAGAGAGGCCGUAUAAACGAUUAGUAAAACAAAUGCAAAAUAGCUAUUUUAUCAUCAUCUUCAUUUUUGGUUUUUAGUACGUGGCAGAACCAGGCAGCGAUCAUGGAACAGGCUAGGGGGGGGGGGGGGGGGGGGAGGUCUCUCUGGGGACGGUGCUAGCAUUAUUUUGCGAAGCUUUGUAACGCAGGAAAUGUGGGAAAAGCGACAGAUGCGGAGAUUUGUU
Molecule: messenger RNA, 7953 nt
Organism: Anopheles coustani
Lineage: Eukaryota; Metazoa; Arthropoda; Insecta; Diptera; Culicidae
Gene: Lrrk
Product: leucine-rich repeat serine/threonine-protein kinase 1
Exons: 16
Coding region: 71-7576 (2501 amino acids)
Biological process (GO): protein phosphorylation
Molecular function (GO): ATP binding; protein kinase activity; protein binding
Source: RefSeq, a predicted model, not a curated record